Molecule: messenger RNA, 8202 nt
Organism: Coregonus sp. 'balchen'
Lineage: Eukaryota; Metazoa; Chordata; Actinopteri; Salmoniformes; Salmonidae
Source: the annotation of a GenBank genome assembly
CCUUCACUUCCUGUAGUUUUGACACAACAGCAGCGGACUAUCAGCAGUUAGCACUUAGCAGACAUUUCACUUGUAAGUUCGCGGUAGUAUUCAACUUACGAUGUCGGAAAACAUGUCUGCAGAGGUGGAGCGAUCAGAAAGAUCAGAUGGCAAGCUUGUGAAGAUGGAGGUUGACUACAGUUCAACUGUAGAUACACGUCUACCGGAGUGUGCCAAAAUGGCAAAAGUAAGUUGAGUAUGAAUGAGGCCAGCGCUGGCUGAGUCAUUGUGCUUCAACACGAAUGUUAGCAACAUCGCUAGUUAGCUAACGGAAACUUGUUAGCAAAUAAAGUGCUGUUUGUAAUAAUAGGCAACAUUGCGACUGUAUUAUAACAAAGUAUCACACAUAUUGAGUCGGUUUACUUGUAAGGUAUACAUCUUGAUUAGUUAGUUAUGUGGCUACUGUAAUUGUUUUUGUCAGGGAGCGUCUCUAGCUACCUAGGCUACAGACUGUAGUACAGUAGCUUCGCUCUUGGUGUUGUGUUAUGCUAGCUAGCUGGUUGGUCUUUUCAGUCGGAUUUUAGACUAUCAACCAACUACUAUAGUUAGCUAACGUAGGUACCACAGUUAUUGUUUUUCGAAGACCCCUUUACUUUAGUUAGAAAUAUGCUAACGUUAUAGCUAGCUAGCUAGUGAAGUUUUAAUCGUCAAAGCUGACAGAUGUGUUGUUGUUGACAUCUUUGGCUUUCCCAAACCAGACUGAUCAUCAAUGACAUUAUGGAUGAUACAGUUUUCAAUAGUAUUUUUGGUCAUCCAUCUCGCAAUUUCAUCAUGUGUGGUCAUUAAAUUGAUCUUUGUAAGAAUUGUCUGUCAUUUGUCCUGACUGUAAGAUGUAUCUCCUCUCUUCUAGGAAGGUAGGCUGCAGGAGGCCGUUGAAAGCCUCUUGUCGCUGGAGAAGCAAACAAGAACGGUGAGCGUGAAUUCAUUCAUUCAUUAAUUUCUAAUUAAACAUCACACUCAUUUAGAUUAAACGGUGAUCAUACUCCUCUGACUAAUCACAUAGCUAUCUUUGUGAGUAACAUUGUCGUCUUUUUAUCCAUCCACACAGGCUUCUGACAUGGUGUCAACCUCCAGAAUCCUGGUGGCCAUUGUGCAAAUGUGCUAUGAAGCGAAGGACAUGGAUGCCCUGAAUGAAAACAUCAUGCUGCUCUCUAAAAGGAGGAGUCAGCUCAAAGGGGUGAGACUUGGGGCUCCUUCUUUGAAUGGGUACUAAGGGAAGGGAAAACAUUGAGGCAGGGGUGUAUUCAUUAGUGCAACGCAAUAAAAGUUUCUACUGGACAAAUUAAUGUAGGUCCAGUUUCGUUCUGUUUGGUUUAUCGUGAACACACCCCAGGUGUGCACCAGUAGGUUAAGGUGCUUUGCCAUCAAAACAAAGUUUUCUUCAGUAAAGUGUUGACUGAUGUUAGAUCUUUUGAUAUUGAACCUUCUCUUUUGCUUUGUUUCUCUCUACUCAGGCUGUUGCUAAGAUGGUGCAAGAAUGUUACAAGUAUGUAGAUACCGUGACCGACUUGACCAUUAAGCUGAGACUCAUUGACACACUACGCACAGUGACCGCUGGCAAGGUACAUGGUGUCAUGAACUUCUCUGAUUAGCCUUACUUGGAUCAUCCUAAAAUGACAUUAAGAUGAUACCACCAAUCAUGCAUAUUCAGAUAGCCUAAAACAUUUUUUGUACUCUUGUGGGCCUAAGUAAUGUCUCCAUGCAAUUCAAAUGCGCUAAUGGCUUUGUUUCCCUCACUCAGAUCUAUGUGGAGAUUGAGCGGGCCAGGCUGACCAAAACAUUGGCAAACAUCAAGGAGCAGCAUGGCGAGGUCAAAGAGGCCGCAGCAAUCCUCCAAGAGCUGCAGGUAAGAGUAAUAGGGCUUUCGCUGGCAUUCCUUGGCAGCUUUCACAAUUUCUUAUAGACUGGAGGUAAGCGGUUUCAACCAUCCAUGUUACAUAAAGCUAUUUGACUUACUGGACUGAAUCGUUAGACACAAGUGCAGAACUCAAACUGGCGGCCAAAUCCCCUUGACAUCAAAUAAAAGGAUAUUUUUAAAAAAUUUUCAACUUCAUAUUCAUCAUCUCCAGCACCACCCCAACAUCAACAUCAUUAAAACUUGUUUUUCAACCACUCCACAAAUUUCUUGUUAACAAACUAUAGUUUUGGCAAGUCGGUUAGGACAUCUACUUUGUGCAUGACACACGUAAUUUUUCCAACAAUUGUUUACAGACAGAUUAUUUCACUUAUAAUUCACUGUAUCACAAUUCCAGUGGGUCAGAAGUUUACAUACACUAAGUUGACUGUGCCUUUAAACAGCUUGGAAAAUUCCAGAAAAUGAUAUCAUGGCUUUAGAAGCUUCUGAUAGGCCAAUUGAUGUGUGAAAAGUGCAAAUCAAUCCCAGAGCAACAGCAAAGGACCUUGUGAAGAUGCUGGAGGAAACGGGUACAAAAGUAUCUAUAUCCACAGUAAAACGAGUCCUAUAUCGACAUAACCUGAAAGGCCGCUCAGCAAGGAAGAAGCCACUGCUCCAAAACCGCCAUAAAAAAGCCAGACUACUGUUUGCAACGGCACAUGGGGACAAAAAUCGUACUUUUUGGAGAAAUGUCCUCUGGUCUGAUGAAACAUAAAUAGAACUGUUUGGCCAUAAUGACCAUCGUUAUGUUUGGAGGAGAAAGGGGGUGCCUUGCAAGCCGAAGAACACCAUCCCAACUGUGAAGCACGGGGGUGGCAGCAUAAUGCUGUGGGGGUGCUUUGCUGCAGGAGGGACUGGUGCCCUUCACAAAAUAGAUGGCAUCAUGAGGAAGGAAAAUUAUGUGGAUAUAUUAAAGCAACAUCUCAAGACAUCAGUCAGGAUGUUAAAGCUUGGUCGCAAAUGGGUCUUCCAAAUGGACAAUGACCCCAAGCAUACUUCCAAAGUUGUGGCAAAAUGGCUUAAGGUCAGCAAAGUCAAGGUAUUGGAGAGGCCAUCACAAAGCCCUGACCUCAAUCCUAUAGAAAAUGUGUGGGCAGAACUGAAAAAGCGUGUGCGAACAAGGAGGCCUACAAGCCUGACUCAGUUACACAAGCUGUGUCGGGAGGAAUGGGCCAAAAUUCACCCAACUUAUUGUGGGAAGCUUGUGGCAGGCUACCUGAAAUGUUUGACCCGAGUUAAAUAAUUUAAAGGCAAUGAUACCAAAUACUAAUUGAGUGUAUGUAAACUUCUGAUCCACUGGGAAUGUGAUGAAAGAAAUAAAAGCUGAAAGAAAUAAUUCUCUACUAUUAUUCUGACAUUUCACAUUCUUAAAAUAAAGUGGUGAUCCUAACUGACCUAAGACAGGGAAUUUUUACUAGGAUUAAAUGUCAGGAAUUGUGAAAAACUGAGUUUAAAUGUAUUUGACUAAGGUGUAUGUAAACUUCUGACUUCAACUGUAUGUGAAAAUGGCAUGUUUCUAUGUUUUGUAGUAAAAAAGAUAGAAGAAGAUAAGUGCUUCCAAUGACAUCAUCGGUGUGCAUUGUGUGAUUUGAACCAAUUAUGAGUAGACAUUGCCUACUAAUUGGUGGAUGAUGUCAUUGGAAACACUUAUCUUCCUACUACAAAACAUAGAAACGCAUAGGGGUGUAACGAUUCGUUUUAACAACGAUUCGAUUUGUAUCACGAUUCGUGGUUGUCGAUAUGAUUCAAGGACGAUAUUGGUUAAUUUAGAACGAUACGAUCCGAAACGAUUCAGUGACUUGAAAUCGAUUCAGUAACCUUUUAGCCAAAAAUUCAACCAGUGUGACUGAAAUAAAUACCUGGAUACUGGACAGUGCAGGUGAAGUUUCCUAGAUUCCUGUUUCUUGUAAGGACCGCAAUGGUGGCUUGAUAAUUUCUCGCUCGUCGGCUUCUCCUCUGUCGUCCGCCAUGCUAUGUUUUGUUGUCUUUGCGCCUUUGCGCUGCUGCUGUCACGGAUAGGCAGACUGAAUCGAGUAAUGUUUAAAGCCUUUAUCAUUAAAAGUGCUAAGAAAAAACAUCCAUAUAAAGUCUGACGUGCUUAAAUCCAAGGGGUUAUUUCCUAGUAUCGAUACAAUCGAUUUAUUACAUUUUAAAACGAUGUUAGAUUGAUAUGUUGUCCAAAAGGCCAACUCGCCGAGCACAGAUCGAUGUAGUUGGAUCAUAGGAAUAUAAAUCGAUACAUCGAUGUAGUAGAUGGAUCGUUACACCCCUAGAAACGCACCAUUUUCACAUAGGUUGAUGUUGGGGUGGUGCUGGAGAUGAUGAAUAUGAAGUUAAAAAACGGUGACAUUUCCCUUUAAUCAUUUCAGUGAAAGUUGUCUGAGACACCAUAAUUAUUCUAAAUAAAAUCUAGUGUCUAUGAAGUGUUAUGCCCUCCAUCAGUAUGUCCUUAUUGAGUGCAGAACCACUACAACAGUUGUUCACAAACCAUUAUUCUCCCGGUCCAGGCUGUGAUGUAGCACAGCUGGGCCGUGUUCAGUAGGCACAAAAUGGAGUGGUAUUAUCUGAACUUGCCGAAUGAGUAACGUUUUGCUACGACGUGCCCUAAUGAACACGACCCAGGGCUAGAGUAUAACAUUCUGCCUCUGACAACAUGCACUUUCACCCUACAGGUGGAGACUUACGGCUCCAUGGAGAAGAAAGAGAAGGUGGAGUUCAUCCUGGAGCAAAUGAGGCUGUGCAUCGCCGUCAAGGACUACAUCCGCACCCAGAUCAUCAGCAAGAAGAUCAACACCAAGUUCUUUACAGAGGACGGCACUGAGGUGAGAGAAGCGAGCAAAGCCAAAGAGUUUAUUCAGGCUGGGUGUUAUGAUAUGGACUCCCUCCCAAAUGGCCCCCUAUUUCCUAUAUAGUGCACUGCUUUUCACAAGGGCCCAUAGGGCUCUGGGUGUGUUAUGUAGGGAAUAGGGUGCCAUUUGGGACGCAACCAUGGUUUUGUCUAUUGGGGAGGAGGAACUACCUAAACAUUUAAUGUUCCAAUCAGAACGUUCACUUUCGUUUCCUGACAAAAUAUUGAAAUCUGGUUUUCUUUUUGGCUGUUUAGAAAAAAUUACUGUUUUGUUUUGGCUGUCUACGUUGGUCCCGAUGAACAAUCAUAGCAUUUAAGAACCAAGCUGCAAUAUUAUUAACCAUUUACGUCAUUCUUUUUCCUUAGGAGUCUAAGCUGAAGUAUUACAAUCUGAUGAUCCAAGUAGACCAGCACGAGGGAUCUUACUUGUCCAUCUGCAAACACUACCGUGCCAUCUACGAUACCCCCUGCAUUCUGGAGGAUGGCUCCAAAUGGCAACAGGUAAACACUGGUCUCGGAAGACUGUUUUAGGCUUCAGGAUGAUAGUCUUUUGAUAUGAUUUGAUGCCUUUUAAAGGCACAAGCUGUAGAUUUUGUUUCUGGAAAAAUAUUGCUCUGGCAGCAGGAGCUGGUGGGAGGGUCUUAGCGAGUGUACUGCACACUGAUUGGCGUAAAUGGAACUAAGAUUGGGUCUGCCUUCACAGGGGACUAAGAUGUUACAGAUUGCACAUUUUAAAAUGCAUAACAAUAUAACUCGAAUGUUCUUUCUUGUUCCAGGCCCUGAAAAGUGUUGUGCUGUACGUGAUACUGGCUCCUUAUGACAAUGAGCAGUCCGACCUGGUGCACAGAAUCAACGAAGACAAGAAAUUGGAAGAAAUCCCCAAAUACAAGUAAGACAUUCAAUCACAUUAUAUUCCCAAGGGGGGCCAGUAUGAAGAAAAAAAAUGUAUGCACUCACUAACUGUAAGUCGCUCUGGAUAAGAGCGUCUGCUAAAUGACUAAAAUGUAAAAUGUAAAUGUAAUUCAUGUGCUUUCAUUUCUCCCCUCAAAUACCAAGAAUGUAAUCUAGCGUCGAUGGUUCAUUCCUUAAAAUCUUCAAUGGUAUAACACGUUAUUUCUCAUCAGCAAUGCCAAAAUAUUCCUCAUCAGAAGAAUGUAACCUCGAGAUGAUUAAUUCGUAAAAAUCUUAGUAUUCAAUACUGUUUCACAAUAUUCCUCAUCACCCUAGCACAUCAUCCAAUUCUGUAACACAGUAAUUAACUAUAUAUUCACCAAGGUACCAUAUAACCUAGCCAAUUCCCAAUGGUGAAACCUACUAAGCUCCCAACUGCAUAUGCUUGACAAUUGUGGUACGGUGAAACCUAGGCUAAACUCUGAUGCCUCAACUACAUAUAAUUGUGGGGUGGCACCGGUUGCCGUGGUUAAUCUCUCAUCAUGGUUUCUCUCUUACCUCUCCCUCCAGGGACCUCCUGAAGCAGUUCACCACCAUGGAGCUGAUGCGUUGGGCCUCCCUGGUGGAGGAUUAUGGGAAGGAGCUGAGGGAGGGCUCCCCCGACAGCCCGGCCACCGACGUAUUCAACUGCUCAGAGGAGGGCGAGAAGAGGUGGAAGGACCUCAAGAAUAGAGUGGUGGAGCACGUAAGUAGUUUAUGGAACUGCUUUCAUCUAUAGAUAUAAUAUCACAGAUUUACUUUAGUGGGAUAGUUCAUUUUAGCAAAGGGUCUGGUGGGAUCACAAAGCUGUCUUUCGUUGGAACAUGGUUGCUGAAAAUGAUCUGGAAACGUCCCUUUCACAUCUAGAAUAAUUUCACAUAAUUGGUAUUUUUGAAUCCAACUAUGUUAUGUUGCUUAUUUUUGUGUUUUUCUUAAUCUCUCCUUAGAAUAUAAGAAUUAUGGCCAAAUAUUACACAAGGAUCACAAUGAAGAGGAUGGCUGGACUCCUGGACCUCUCCAUCGAUGUAAGCACCCCCAAUCUACUCUUUACAUCUGUUGCAUUUUUGGCAGGGAAUGGAAUUCUUACUGUUCCUCAACCCUAAUGAAUGCAGCCUUAAAGGGAUAGUUUUCCCUCCAAAAUAAGGUUGAAACUUCGGUGCUGUGAGAUUAGGAUGUCAGAACCUGCUUAGACAAAGCAAUUGUAACAGUAGAGCAAAGGAAUGGAUGAAAGCGUGUAUUUUUAUUGUAUGUAGUUCUGUCCCUGUGCUGUACUUGUCUACUAAUGUUAUGUAUUAUGUCAUGUUUUGUCUGGACCCCAGGAAGAGUAGCUGCUGCUUUAGCAGUAGGUAAUGGGGAUCCUAAAAAAUACAAAAUACUAGACAUUUUCAUACAUUAAAGGUCAAAUCAAAGGUAGACUCAGAGAUAUGACGUAAUGUACAAAGUAAACCGCAUAGUGUGUCAAUUUCAGCAAUAACUAAGAGCGUUGAAGUGCAAGGCUAAACUUCUUCACUGUUUUGGUCCCGUUGCUACCACGCUGUAACUGCGUGAAGUGAACCCGUGCACAUGCACAGAUAGUGUGUGUGUGACUGUGUGAGAGCGAAGUCUUGCAUCUCGCUCAUUGCAAUAUCUGCGGUGCUCCUCGUGGCAACGUAAUUUUCGCUGAGUCUACCUUUAAAAGUGGUCUACAGUUGAGCUCAAUCCAUAUUCUCAACUUGAUUUUGAAGUGUUAAAAACAGAUAUUUUGGAGUGAUCUAUAGAAGUACUAUAGUACCCUAAAUGAAAUGUGUGAUUAGUUAUUGAUGGUCUUUGAAGACACAGGUUCUAACAUCUCUAACAUCUCUUGCAGGAGUCUGAGGAGUUCCUCUCCAACCUGGUGGUGAACAAGACCAUCUACGCCAAGGUGGACAGGCUAGCCGGCAUCAUCAACUUCCAGAGACCGAAGGACCCCAACGACCUGCUCAACGACUGGUCCCACAAACUGAACUCCCUCAUGUCCCUGGUCAACAAAACCACACAUCUCAUCGCCAAAGAGGAGAUGAUCCACAACCUGCAGUGAUGAGGACCGAGUGCUUUGUUUUCUUGUUUUUUUUCCUUUACUUUUGAGUUUCUCUGAAUUGAUGAAUGAACCGUUAUUCCAAUGUCAACCACCCAAAUUUUUGGAAUAUCAAAUAACACAUCACACCUAGUUCCCUUUUGUUUCUUAUGGUCAGCAAAGUUGAAGCAUUUACAAUGAACAAGUCUUACGGCCAUAUGUUGUUACUAUCUCUCGUCCCACCGAUGGAAUACAAAUUACACUGUUUAGAGUGGUGUCCCAAUUUUAUCUACCACAAUUUGGGCAUGUGCUUUGUUCUAGAACCUAGACCACAGAGGGGCAUACACUGUAAAUGUUUUCCUUCCUGUUCCAACUCUCUUUUUCAUGUAACCGUUAUAAGGGAUUUAGUAUUAGAGCAUUUGCGUGCAACUUGCUGUAUUAAAACAUUUGGUGUAAGUA